AUGACCGUGAACAACGAGACGGGCGCCAUCCAGCCGAUCAAGGAGAUUGGCGCGCUCGUUCAUCGGCAUCGCGGCGUGCACUUCCACACGGAUGCCGCGUCGGCGGCGGGCAAGAUUUCAAACGACGUGAACGAGAUGAACGUCGACCUCAUGAGUCUCUCGGGGCACAAGCUGUACGGUCCCAAGGGCGUCGGCGCGUGCUAUGUCCGCAGGCGGCCUCGUGUACGCUUGGAGCCAAUUAUCAACGGCGGUGGACAGGAACGAGGCUUGAGGAGUGGGACGCUAGCGACGCCAUUGGUUGCGGGUAUGGGUGAGGCUGCAAGGACUGCGAAGCAGGAGAUGGCGCGAGACCACGCGCACGUGAAGGAACUAUCUGAGCGUCUCAUCAAGGGGAUCAACGCGAAGGUCGAGCACGUCGUGCGAAACGGUGACACCAACGGCUAUCCCGGCUGUGUCAAUCUUAGCUUCGCGUAUGUUGAGGGCGAGAGUCUGCUCAUGGCACUCAAGGAUAUCGCAUUGUCGUCAGGAAGUGCGUGCACGUCGGCCUCGCUCGAGCCAUCGUACGUGCUUCGCGCACUCGGAGCUGCAGAAGACAUGGCGCAUUCGUCGCUGCGCUUCGGCAUGGGCCGGUUCACGACCGAGGCGGAGGUCGACUACGUGAUUGAGAAGAUCGUUGCGGUUGUGCAAUGGUUGCGGGACAUGAGCCCGCUGUGGGAGAUGGUUCAAGACGGCAUCGACAUCAGCAGCAUCGAUUGGGCGCAGCAUUGA
This is a messenger RNA of Laetiporus sulphureus 93-53, 768 nucleotides long. RefSeq lists its product as uncharacterized. Gene Ontology annotation, cellular component: mitochondrion; nucleus; cytosol. Lineage: Eukaryota; Fungi; Basidiomycota; Agaricomycetes; Polyporales; Laetiporaceae. Gene Ontology annotation, molecular function: cysteine desulfurase activity. Bases 1 to 768 code for a protein of 255 amino acids. Gene Ontology annotation, biological process: iron-sulfur cluster assembly. The transcript is spliced from 4 exons. The record is from RefSeq and is a predicted model, not a curated record.